This is a messenger RNA of Talaromyces stipitatus ATCC 10500, 1978 nucleotides long. RefSeq names its product C6 finger domain protein, putative. Lineage: Eukaryota; Fungi; Ascomycota; Eurotiomycetes; Eurotiales; Trichocomaceae. Gene Ontology annotation, molecular function: zinc ion binding; DNA-binding transcription factor activity, RNA polymerase II-specific. The transcript has 6 exons. Gene Ontology annotation, biological process: regulation of DNA-templated transcription. The coding region runs from base 266 to 1978 and encodes 570 amino acids. The record is from RefSeq and is a predicted model, not a curated record.
GUGCAAAAUAUCAGAAAAAUCCCUACUCUAAGAAACUUCUUUGGUUGGCCUAACCCAGUUAGCACUAGUACGGAAAAGUUACAAUACGUCUUGAGUAACUGCAAGCUUUGACUUGCUUUUGAGAUCACCUCUCACGGCAGCUGUCCCUAUUUGCCAUUGGCUGCUUGAACAUGUCUGCAGACAUUGCUCGAGGAUUUAUGUAGAUAUAGAAACCAUUGAAUCCUCCCGCAUCUUAAUUAUACGCCGAGCGAACGAUGAAGCCCUCAUGGGAGACACCAAGACUCGCAAGACUGAGGCCAUUGAAGCGAAGGCGCAGCCGCUCGCAGGCAAGAAAUCGCGGCGUACGCUAUCUUGCCUCAGCUGUCAGAAGCGUAAGUUGAAGUGCGACCGCGUCAAACCAUGUCGAGCUUGUUGUAUGCGAGGCGUUCCCGCCGAAUGCGACUAUGGGACUACAAAACAUGACCGAGGCUUCAUCGCGCAAUCGGAUCUCAUCGAAGAGCUCAGAGCCAAAUUGAAGAAGCUUGAGCAGAAGCUCGCCCAACAUGACGAGGCUGUAUCACAAGGGACUAUGGUCGCCACGAGUUCUGAUCCGGAUAGCUCUGCCGUGAAAGUGAAGAGCACGACAGUCAAAGCCAACAAUAGGUCUGCAUGGGAGGUACUCUCGGCAUUGAAUCUACGAAAAGCGCUAGCCGAGUCACCAACUCCAGAUAGACUGCUUAUGGAUGUAUUUGUUGGAGAAGUGAUUAAUGCGUUCGCACCCGACCCGUUAAACAUCCAUGGCCGAGUAUUUGAUCUGCGUUCAGCAGCUGAAAGACGGAUCUUUUCUCCGGUACUGGCCGCUGGCUUUGAUGCAACGGCUCUGAUAUUCGUUGGUCAGCGAGAUCAAAACCAGAAAUUUCUCAGGGCUGGCAAUAUCCAGUAUAAUCGAGCUUUAAGACUACUACAAAAAGCAGUAAAUGAUCCCCAACAAUGCACAUCAACUGACGCUCUGACCAUGGUCGUUCUUGUGACAGUAAUCGAGGCCGUCAAUCAAAGCUCCCCGGGUGCAAUAUUCAAGCAUCAACUUGGAGGGCUGGAGCUGUUACGAUUGCGAACCCCUUACCGACAUCGAACGGGGUUAGAUCAAUCGCUUUAUAUCGAUCUACGAAUGUUCUGGGUAACCACCGCGAUCGCCAACAGAAAGCCAACGUUCCUCUCCUCGGAGGAGUGGUUGACGUUGCCUUGGACCAAAACUGGCCCGCAAAAGGAUAUCCUUCAUCAUCUUCUGGAUGUAGCCGUUGAUAUCCCUGCUUUUCUUUGUAAACAUGACACCUUCAAAACAAGUUUAUCGAAGGGCAAUUUAUCGCAAUCGGAACUUGUAUCCGCACAUGACGAGAUACAAACUACGGCGACCAUUCUUGACCAGCGCCUGCAACUCUGGCAUUCUGUGAUUGCAAUUCACUACCAACACGGAUAUAUGACAGAGGAGCCGGCGGAGGACUUUCUACGUGACUCCGAUGCUCCUCGUUUUUACUCCCGAAAUGUGUCCUGCGGGGAUAUAGACCAACCGCCCGUACUCAUUUACCCAGACUUACUGCUAGCCACAACUCUGAGUCUGUAUCGUGCUCUUCGGCUGGUGAUAGUCGGUAGUGACAACGACGGCCUAUUCUCGGUUCUGAGUUCUUCGGAGCGCUAUCAGCUCGCUGUUGAUAUAUGUCGAAGCAUGCCAUAUUAUCUGAAAACUGUCUCGGGUUACCUGGUAUCUAGGUUAAUGUUUGUGUUGCGUGUCUCCUUCGACACUUUCUCGGAAGGGAUGGUCGAGAGGGAGUAUAUUGAGCAGUUGUUUGUGUAUAUUGGGGAAAAGUAUCAUCUCCGCGUAUUUUCAAACCAGUGCUCUGAGUCGGCGACGGCAGGCUACGCCGCUCUAACCCGGGCUGAUGUUACCGAAUGUUACCGCCUGAAAAUUACCUGUGGCCCCCAACACUUCCAUCCAGAUUGA